AUGAGAGACAAGCUAAGCUUCCUCCAGACGAAUGUCAACCACUCCACCGGGGCUCUGAACCUGCUACUGCAGUCCAUGGCACAGUGGCAAAUCGACCUGGCUGUGGCCUGCGAGCCCUCUUUCAUUUCUUCCCUACCUCACUGGGUAGGGGAUUUGGAUGGCACCGUGGCGAUCCUCAUUCGGAGCGGAACGGGAGCCCCUCUCAAUAAGCAGUCACCGAAACCGACAGUGGUUCUCGGUGACUUUAACGCAAAAUCACGUGCCUGGGGAAUCCCUGCCACGAAUCCGCAAGGGAGGGCCGUCCAGGUGUGGGCACUACUCUCCAGCCUGUCUCUACUUAACAAGGGGCAGGUGCGCACCUGCGUGCGGCAGCAGGGAGGGUCCGUGGUGGACAUAUCGUUCGCCACCCCUGUCGCAGCACGCAGAGCCUGCGGGACCCCGGAGGGUGCCAACCACGCUCCCGAGGUGGUUUCUUGGCCAGCUAAAUCGUGA
Molecule: messenger RNA, 492 nt
Organism: Nymphalis io (European peacock)
Lineage: Eukaryota; Metazoa; Arthropoda; Insecta; Lepidoptera; Nymphalidae
Exons: 3
Coding region: 1-492 (163 amino acids)
Molecular function (GO): catalytic activity
Source: RefSeq, a predicted model, not a curated record